AUGGGGUAUCUACACCAGAACCGUGUCAUGCACCGGGAUCUCAAACCCGACAACAUACUAAUGUGUAAAGAUGGUUAUUUAAAGGGUGCAGAUUUCGGCAUGGCACGAGAGUGUAAAUUACCUCUUCGGCAGUAUACUCCGGGCAUGUGCACACUGUGGUACCGGGCGCCAGAACUACUCCUUUUGAGCACAGAAUACUCCACUUCUGUCGACAUGUGGAGUAUCGGCUGUAUAUUCGCCGAAUUCAUUGACUUGUGGCCACUGUGCCUGGGCAAAUCGGAAAGUGAUCAGUUAAAAAAAAUUAUAAGUACCUUGCCAUUAGUUGAAGAUAUAAAAUUCGAUGAGUAUGCACCGAGCGGGUUGCGUAAAGAGUUAAAACACGAAAUACUUUCCGAUAGCGGAUUAGUAUUACUACAAAGAAUGUUCACAUAUGACCCGAAAAGACGUGUAAGUGCAAAGGAAGCUUUACGACACCAAUAUUUUGAUGACGAACCGGUGACGAUAAGUCCAGAUGAGUUUCUUAAAUCUCUGGACUUGGAAGAUGAUCAUGAGGAUACAGACUCCGAUACAGGAGACGACGGGCAGUCCGGCUCUGACACAGAAGAUGAAGAGCACUCCGGUUCUGACACGGAAGAUGCCGAGCAGUCCGGUUCUGACACAGGAGAUGACAAACAGUCCGUCUCCGAUACGGAAGUUGCCGAUCAGUCCGGCUCUGACACAGGAGACGACGAGCAGUCCGGCUCUGACACAGGAGACGACGAGCAGUCCGGCUCUGACACAGGAGACGACGAGCAGUCCGGCUCUGACACAGGAGACGACGAGCAGUCCGGCUCUGAUACGGGAAAUGAUGAGCACUCCAGACCUGACUCGGAAGAUGCUGAACAGUCCGGCUCUGACACAGAAGAUGACGGGUAG
Molecule: messenger RNA, 915 nt
Organism: Spodoptera frugiperda (fall armyworm)
Lineage: Eukaryota; Metazoa; Arthropoda; Insecta; Lepidoptera; Noctuidae
Product: cyclin-dependent kinase 2 homolog
Exons: 2
Coding region: 1-915 (304 amino acids)
Biological process (GO): protein phosphorylation; regulation of mitotic cell cycle
Cellular component (GO): nucleus
Molecular function (GO): ATP binding; cyclin-dependent protein serine/threonine kinase activity
Source: RefSeq, a predicted model, not a curated record